AUGCAGCUGCCCAAUAGUUUGUACACGCUUGCCUUUGGCGAGAAGUUUGACCGGAGCUUGAAGGGCAUCAAUCUACCCAGCAGCCUCGAGACAUUGAGCUUUGGCUACCAAUUUAAUCAGAGCUUGCGAGGAGCUCGGCUACCCAACAGCUUGCGGACGCUGACCUUUGGCCUGCACUUCAACCAAAGCCUGGAGAAAGUGCAGCUACCUGAACGACUGCAAGAUUUGACUUUUGGCGACGAGUUUAACCAAAGCUUGAAGGGAACCACUCUCCCCCACGGUUUGCGCUUUUUAAGCUUUGGCUACAGCUUCAACCAGAGCUUGGAAAGCGCACAGCUACCCAGCAGCCUGCAGACCUUGACCUUUGGCACACGUUUCAACCAGAGCUUGGAGGGUGUUCAACUUCCCAGCAGCUUGCAGACACUGACGUUUGGCAACGACUUCAACCUGAGUUUGGAAGGGACUCAGCUGCCCGACAGCCUUCAGACUUUGACUUUUGGCGGCAACUUCGACAAGGCCAUGGAAAAGGUCCAGCUACCCCCAGGCCUUCGAAGUUUGACGUUCGGUCGCAGCUUUGGCCGCAGCUUGGAUGGUGUUCGGCUCCCGCGCCUCCAAACGUUGACCUUCGUUGAGUCGUACUUCAACCAGAGCUUAGAAGGGGUCGUCCUACCCAACUGCCUUGAAACGCUGACCUUCGGCUUGCACUUCAACCAGAGUUUGGAGAGAGUGCAGCUACCCGAACACCUGCAGACCUUGACGUUCGGCUGCGAUUUCAACCAGAGCUUGGAGCAAGUCAUCCUGCCCAGUGGCCUGCAAGCCCUGACGUUUGGCAACAGCUUCAACCGCAGCUUGGAGGGUGUGCAGCUGCCGAAAAGCCUGCGGACUUUGAGGUUUUGCGAGUUCUCCCACUUCAAUCAGAGCCUGGAGGGUGUUCAGCUUCCCAGCAGCCUCGAAACUCUGACUUUUGGCUACUUUUUCAACCAGAGCCUGCGGUGGGUCCAGCUGCCCAGCGGCUUACAGACGCUGACCUUCGGCGAGAAGUUUAAUCGGAGCCUGGAGGGGGUCCAGCUGCCAAGCAGCCUGCAGACACUGAGAUUCGGAAAUCAGUUCAACCAGAGCUUGCAAGCAGUGAGGCUUCCUAGCUUGCAGACUCUGAUCUGCGGCCGCGAUUUCGUGCAGAGCUUGCAUGGGGUCGAGUUGCCGAGCAGCCUACAGACGUUGAUCUUCGGCGAAUUCUCCUUCUUCAACCAAAGCUUGGAGGGGAUUCAGCUGCCCAGCGGCCUGCAAAGGUUGACUUUGGGACGGCACUUCAACCAGAGCCUGGAAAAAGUGCAGCUGCCCGAAGGCCUGAGGAAAUUGACCUUUGACCACAGCUUCAACCAGAGCUUGGAGGAUGUCCAACUACCCGAAAACCUGCAGACAUUGGCAUUUGGCAACGACUUCAACCAGAGUUUGGAGGGGACGCAGCUGCCCGACAGCCUGCAGUCUUUGACCUUUGGCAACAGCUUCAACCAAAGCUUAGAAGGAGUCCACCUCCCGAGCAGCCUGCAGUUCUUGGUCUUCGGCAGAAAUUUCAACCAGAGCCUUUCAGGUGUGCAACUGCCGCAAGGCCUUCGGACCUUGACCUUCGGUGUGGCCUUCAGCCAGAGCCUCCAGGGACUUCCGCUGCCCAGCAGCCUCCAAAACGUGACUUUCAGGGAUGGUUGCGUAGUGACAGCAGGAGCCCAGAUGCCGGAGGCAAAAGAAAUCUUCUUCAAACCUUUUGGUCUUGCGUUCGCUCUGGCGCUCCGUGCGUGGUUUGUAGAAUUUCAAGCCCAAGAGCUCGGAUGA
This is a messenger RNA of Symbiodinium sp. CCMP2592, 1830 nucleotides long. The record is from the annotation of a GenBank genome assembly. Lineage: Eukaryota; Dinophyceae; Suessiales; Symbiodiniaceae.